AUGUAUACAGCAGUCUUACAAAGGUCUGUCACACUAACAGGCGUUAGUCGUGGUCGUCACAUAUCAUGUGUUACAUCUAACCUAGUCUGGGUCAGUGACAGAGACAGUCUCAUCUUGACAGACACAACGGGUAAAACGCUAUGUGGGCUGACAGAUAUUUACAGUGGCGAUGGCGUACACUCAGUAAUGGGGGAUGGACAACUUAUUUAUAUAGAUAGGGAUUACAACAUCAACAUACUAUCUAGAGACAACAAGACAAAGACAACUCUGAUACGUAAAUCAGAACCAUGGAGACCACACUGUGUCUUCUGUUCCCCCUUCAGUGGGAAUUUGCUGGUUGGGAACGGAAUAUAUGAUACUAGUGAAGGUCGCUUUACAGAGGCUAAAAUAACAAGAUGCAGUAGCUCUGGACAUGAACUCCAAACUAUCCAACAUGACAAAAUAGGCCAAAAACUGUAUAGCGAACCUCUGUACAUAACGGAGAACCGUAACAGAGAUGUCAUUGUGUCUGAUUACUUGAAAGGUGUAGUAGUCACCGACAGUCGUGGAAAUCAUCGCUUCUCCUACACAGGCGCCCCAUCAAAAGCACGACUUUGGCCACGUGGAAUAUGCACUGACGCACUCUCACACAUACUGAAAUGUGAUCCAGCUAAUAACGCAGUGCAUAUAAUUGACAAAAACGGUCACUUUCUGUCACUGUUGCUGACUAAAGGUCAAAAGAUGAAUAUACCACGAAGCCUGAGCUAUGAUGAGAAAACUCAUACUCUCUGGGUUGGAUCACGGGAUGAUAACAUUCUUUCGGUUUUCAACUAUAAUAGCAGCCUUUCAGGACCAAGUAGUGAAGAUCUGGAAAAGCGUAAAUAUAUCCACAAUCUCAAGAAAUAUCUCAAGAAAGAAAAAACAUCUAUUUUCCAUGCACGAGGUAUUCUUGUUGGCUGUGCAGAAGCAGGGAAAACUACUCUACUCAGACGAUUAAGAGGACUUUCGCAGGAUGAUGUUGAAGAUACCGAAUCAACCAGGGGACUAGAAGCCCAUCAGCAUGUAUUUACAGUUAGAAACAAUAUUUUAGAGGCUGCUGAAGACAGACCACAACUUUCAUUAAUCAAGGUUACCCUUUCCGACUUGAAACAAGACCGGAGCAGUAAUCAUGAUGUAACAAAAUCAGGGUUGAUUACAAGUGAUCCAUGUAAAGCCAAAACAGAGGUUUUUAAAAAGGAAGGCGAGACAGAAACCUGCAAUGUACCAAUUGAGAAACAAGAAGUUAAAGAAACAGGAAUUCAGCCCAGUGGCUCAGUAGCAAGCACAACAGAAAAAGACACAAUUUUUCUUAAAGUAUUACAUGAAAAAGAGAAAUUACCAACAGUUAGUAUGUUUGAUUUUGCCGGACAAUUGGCAUAUUAUGCCUGUCACCAGAUUUAUUUUACACCUAAUGCAUUCUUUAUUCUUGUGUUGGACUUGACUCAGAGGUUUGAAGAUGUUGUCAGCACAGAGAAAAACAACCAAGAAGGUUCAAUCUUUUCAUCAUGGACGUACAAAGACUAUUUGAAGUAUUGGAUAGCCUCAAUUAAGACGUUUGGAAGUACCAAAGCUCCAGUGUUUGUGAUAGCUACACACGCGGAAGGGAAAUCUGAAGAUGAAAUUCAAAAGUACUUUGAAGAAUUCUGGAAAUUAGUGCCAGAGGAAGACGAAGAUUGGUUCAGUCAGUCUUUGGACGAUCGUGAAUAUGCCGUGGCUCUUCUUGAGCUGAACAGUAAGAGUCAAGAGAUCCUAGAGUCAAUUAAAAAAUCUUUAGUGAGAGUGGUAACAGAAAUUAUCAACACAAAAAUUGAAGUACCCUCUUCCUGGGCUUUGUUAGAACAGCUGUUGAAGGAAGGGGUGAGAAAGGUUAUAUCCCGCGGGGAAAUUUGGGAUAUAAAUGCAACACUUCCUGUUGAAUACCAACUAAAAAAUGAAUCGGAGUUAUCAAACUUUUUAAAGUGUUUCCACCGUAAUGGUCUUCUCUUAUAUUUUGACGAAAAAAGAUUAAGAGAGCAUGUUAUAUUGGAUAUUCAGUGGUUUGCUAAUGCUUUUAACAAGCUUCUUGCUGACAAAAAUCACAUUAACAAAGAUUGUAAAAGAAAAAAUUUCAAAGAUUGGAUGUCAUUCAAUAAAACAGGGAAGCUGAAAGAGAAAUUGGUAGAUUCACUGUGGAAAGAUGAACCAUCGUAUCUGGAUCACAAAGCUGAACUCAUGUGUUACAUGGAGAAGCUUCAAAUGCUUGUUCCUCUUCAUUCCAUGGGGACAUUACCAGAAGCUGGUAUGUUAUGGUAUGUCCCAAGUAUGAAUAAAAAGCCAUUUAAACCAGACACUUGCAAAGAAAAUUGGGAGUAUUCAUCGAUAUUGUGCUUUCGAUUUACUUCUUUUGCCAUGUUUGUGUUCUACAGACUAAUUGCUUAUUGUAUGGGAUGUCUCAAAUGGAGUGUUUCAUUAGAUGAAGACAAUGAAGGUAGUCCAUGCCUUUUUCAGACAGCAGCAAUUUUUGAUCAUAAAGAACAUACUGUUGUCGUUGGUAUAUGUAAUAACGAUGUACAGUUGCAAGUGAUGCGAAUAAAACCUCUGGUUAUUGAAACUGCAAUUUCAAUUGAAAUUGGAGAUGCAAUUGAAACUGCUUUAGAAAAACUGACAAAAAUGAUUCAUGAGGAAAAAAAAUUUCUUAAAGGAUACAAAUGCCAAAACAUUAUAUGCAAUGAAGAGGAUACGUCAUUUACUCUCUCCAGUGAGCUUAUCAAGGUCAAGACUGAUGAAACACAAUGUCAAUGCUGUCGGUUUCCGGGUAGACAUGCAAUAAACAUCCAAAGAACCAUCGGCUUUUGGGAGAAGAGAUUUGUUUCAAAGGCGAAGUUCAGGAAAAGGCGGUUAAGCGACAAAGAUUCACAGUCAGGAAAGAAAUUACCAAAAACAGCACCGGCUUAUCCCUUCUUUAAAGGAACGUCACAGAGAGAUGUUAUAUUAAACCAUAUUAAAGUAGAGGUCAGCCGAAGUGUAGGGCUUAUUCACAUUGACGACCAACCAGCAGGAACAGGUUUUCGUAUAAUUAAAUUUUCAUUUUGCAAUACAGAAGCACCACAUUUCAUCGAUUCUAGUCGAGUCUACAUACAAUUUGAGAGAAAGCUCCUCCUCCAAAACGUUGAGCCACACAAUCUAUUGCAUUUCGAACCAACAUUGAAUUAUUUGAAUGAAAGUUUGGAUGUUGCUGUUUUGGAGUUGAAAACCGAUCAAGAACAGAUUCCCCCAGCUUUAACUUCCUUUAGUUAUAUGCAGUUUCCCUCCGAAGUUCAUCUUAUCGGCCAUCCCGGUGGUGCGCAGAUGAAGGAAGACAGCGAAGUUUAUCCCUGUGUUAUUGAACCAAACAACGAUGCUGAAAACUACUUAAGACACUUGAGUGAAUGGAGUGUAAAUUAUUUUCCAGACGGAGUUGAUUACUAUCAAGAAUUACUUAAUCCACCCAGGAAAAUUCUUUUUCAUACAACUUUUGACAUGGGAUCUUCAGGAUCUCCUGGUGUUGUUAUAAAGAAUCACAGACACUGUGUUGUUCUCAUGGUCAGAGGUGGAACCCCAGCAUGUUUUUACGAGAAUAAAUUUCCCAAUUUUACUGUUGAAGACCGAAAGAGAGUCGAGUAUGGAUAUGCCAUGGAAGAUAUUUUUAAAGAAAUGAUUUUUUCCUCGAAUCAACGCAUCAAAGAUUUAGCAUAGGACAUAUUUAGAGAAUGGGUAUAGAUAUAUAACUUGAAAAUAUGAAAAGAUACCAACUUGAACAAUAUUUAUUUUAGAAACAUUGAUAUUUAAAUUAUUUUCCUGUAAGAAGAAUGGUUUAAAAGGCUUGCAGAAUGCAUAUAUAGUGCAUCAAUCCUAAGGGUGAAAAAUUGAUUGAUUGUGUAUUGUUUAACGUCCCUCUCGAGAAUUAUUUACUCAUAUGGAGACAUCACCACUUGCCAAUGGAGAGCUGCAAAAUUUGUCCUAUGCACGGCACUCGGGGCCAACAGGGAGAGAUCUUUUUGUGCCAGGACCUACUGGGACAAGUUUCCUCGAUUUAUAUGGUCUCAUCCGAAGGACCGGUCUCUACGUCCCACAGUGGGAUUCAAACUCGGUGAAAAAUUAAAUCACAAUUACAUAACUUUAUUUUACACCUCUCAUCU
This is a messenger RNA of Saccostrea cuccullata (small rock oyster), 4175 nucleotides long. RefSeq lists its product as uncharacterized. The record is from RefSeq and is a predicted model, not a curated record. The transcript has 9 exons. The coding region runs from base 1 to 3732 and encodes 1243 amino acids. Lineage: Eukaryota; Metazoa; Mollusca; Bivalvia; Ostreida; Ostreidae.